AUGGGUGCUCAGAAUUUGGAAACUGAUCUCUUCUGGGCCUGCCAGUAUAAAAUAAAGUUUGAGUUCUCCAACUCUUUGAGUGCCAUAUGGUGCUUCAUGUCUGACUCCCACAACAGUAUCACUACUUGGGUGAGGCGCUUCCAUCCUUUUGACACCAAUUAUUUGGAAGAAAAAGGAAUUGAAUACCUCAAAUGUAGGAUUCCUGCCCGCUCCCUGAUGCUCACCUACCACCCAGAAAAUCAUGGAAGUGGUGUGGGUACCCCGGGCAUUGGUGGCCACUCAGGAGUAGUUGCCAGCACCUUGAAAGCCUACAUCAUCCAGGUUGAGGGUCAGGACUUUGUGCUAGCAUCCUUGGUGGUGUUCCUGCUUAGGAUGGAUAUCCAGAGUAGUGAGACUAGUGUAGUGUCGCAGGAGCCCAGCUCCUGCCACGAGGCAGUCCUGAGGGACCACCAGUACGAGGUCCUGAGGGACAUCGGGUGUGGCGGGUUCGGCCAGGUCCAACUAGCCCGCCAUUGCCCCACAGGAGCAGAGGUGGCAGUGAAGGUCCUGCCCAAGACAGUGCAGAACCUCCCGUUCCUGUCCGAGCCCGAUACGAUGAGGAGCCUGAAGCACCCCCACGUGAUUCAGUUGUUUGAGGUGGUGGAGACGCCCCAAAAUAUCUACAUGGUGAUGGAGCACGGAGGUGGGGGCCAGCUCCUGGACCACGUCCCCGAGGGAGGCCUGCAGGAGAAGGAGGCGCGCAGGCUCUUCCGGCAGACAGUGAGCGCCGUGGGCUACUGCCACGACAGGGGCAUCGUGCACCGGGACCUGAAGCCAGAGAACAUCGUGCUGGACGCCAGAGGCCAGGUCAAGCUGAUCGACUUCGGCUUCAGCACCACUGUCCAGCCUGGGAAGAAACUGCACGAGUUCUGGGGCACCCUCUCCCCCUUUGCCCCCGCGAUUAUCCUGAGGCAAGCGUACGAGGGCUCCCCGGUGGACGUCUGGAGCCUGGGGGUCAUUCUGUACUUCAUGUUGACAGGGCGGUGCCCCUUCACGGGGCCCACGGCUAAGAAGAUGCUGAGGCAGAUGGUGCGGGGCGCCUACUGCCUCCCCCACCGCGUUUCUGUGGCAGCGCAAAUCCUCAUCCGCCAGAUCCUGACCCGGGACCCCCGCAAGCGGCCCACGGCCAGGCAGAUCCUUCAGCACCCCUGGCUGGCGCAGGGGGAGCAGCCUGUACCCCGGGUUUAUGGGGAAGCCCUCUCCAGACACCCGGACCCCGAAAUACUGACCGUCAUGUUCGAUAUGGGAUACGAUCUGCACAAGACCUGCGUGUCUCUGGCCAAGAGGAAGUUCAACGCAGCCAUGGCCACCUACCUCAUCCUGGAGCACCAGAAAAGCCAGGGGGCGGGCGUGUUCCAGGGGACCGCUGCGCCCCCCAGGGUGAAGCCUCGCCCUCGCCCCCGGCCCGUGGAUCCUUCCAGCUCCCUGCUCCUCCCCAAGAGGUGUCCCAGUGAGCCUCCCCUUAGCCCCUUGCCCUGUGAGCCUCCGUUGCAGGAGGAGGCCCAAGUGUCAGGGCAGAGGCACAUCAGAAUUGCCAGCCAGCCUGCCAUCCAUUUCCGCUUUCCGCCUGCAAGGACCCCCGCAUCUGAUUCAGCCUCCCAGACCGACUCUGGGCAAUCCUGUGCCAGCAGAAAGUUCUGGAAGCGGGUGGUGGGGAGGAUUGCUUCCUCUGGGCUACAACUGUGCUGUUGCAUUCCACGUGUCAGCAAUAAAGUGGCUCCAAUGUAA
Marmota flaviventris (yellow-bellied marmot) is the source of this 1767-nucleotide messenger RNA. Its product is annotated as sperm motility kinase 2B-like. Gene Ontology annotation, biological process: intracellular signal transduction; protein phosphorylation. NCBI's taxonomy places the organism in Eukaryota, Metazoa, Chordata, Mammalia, Rodentia, Sciuridae. The record is from RefSeq and is a predicted model, not a curated record. Gene Ontology annotation, cellular component: cytoplasm. Gene Ontology annotation, molecular function: protein serine/threonine kinase activity; ATP binding.